Molecule: messenger RNA, 1041 nt
Organism: Pochonia chlamydosporia 170
Lineage: Eukaryota; Fungi; Ascomycota; Sordariomycetes; Hypocreales; Clavicipitaceae
Product: N-hydroxyarylamine O-acetyltransferase
Exons: 2
Coding region: 1-1041 (346 amino acids)
Molecular function (GO): acetyltransferase activity
Source: RefSeq, a predicted model, not a curated record
AUGGCUGUUGGCCAAUUUCGAGAGAUGCCAUCCCAGGACGCGGCUUAUUCGCAAUCCCAGGUUUCAGCGUGGCUUCAGCAUAUCCAACUGCCAAAAUGCUACAAACAAUAUGUUGACUCGCCUUCAGCGUUCCCUAAAACGCAGGAGUCAUUAACGGCUCUAUUUCGCUGCCAGAUUACCUCGUUUCCCUAUGAAAACCUCUUGAUACACUACUCUCAGACUCGACUCGUCAGCAUUAAACCCCAUGACCUGUACAACAAGAUGAUGGGUCCGGAAAGUAACGGCAGAGGAGGAUAUUGCAUGGAGCUUAGCAUCUUUUUCCAUCACAUGUUGCGUGGACUAGGGUUCGAUGUCUACAUGACUGGCGUACGUAAUCGGGAUAGAAAGGAUGGUGCACCGCGAGGAGAAUUCCUGGGCUGGACUCAUAUCAAUAACAUUGUUCAUCUCCCUGACGGGUCCAAAUUUGGUGUCGAUGUUGCCUUUGGAGGGGACGGACCUACAGGUCCACUUCCCAUGAACGAAGAUGAAGCAUACAUCUACAAAAAUCUAGGAUCUCAAGAAGUGCGGUUAGUCCACGGUCUCAUGCCGAAGCAACGUCUCAGAGAACCAAAAGUUUGGCUCUAUCAGUAUCGCAACUCUCCAGACAAAGAAUGGAACUCAUUCUAUACGUUUAUGGAGAUUGAGUUCUUUGCAGAAGACUUUGAAGUUCAGAAUUGGUAUGCUGGGUUUCAUACUAUACACCGCCGAAUGGUCGUUGGAGUGAGGUUUCUUAGAGAAGGCGAGUCCAUUGAGUUUCCCCACGGCGGGAGAAAGCAUGAAGAUGAAACGGAGGUCCACAUUAUAGGGAAGGUGAUGCUUGUCAAUGAUACAAUCAAGGUUAAUUUGGGAGGUAAAACGCAAGUGGUUGAACAAUUUUAUACCGAAGAGGAGCGGGUAAAGGCUCUUGGGCAUUACUUUGGUAUCCGUCUUACAGAAGAGGAGGUCAACGCUAUAAAGGACUGGGAUCUGGCGCUGGGGACUCAAUCUAGGCAAAUGCUCUGA